Molecule: messenger RNA, 2002 nt
Organism: Clunio marinus
Lineage: Eukaryota; Metazoa; Arthropoda; Insecta; Diptera; Chironomidae
Source: the annotation of a GenBank genome assembly
CUCAACAUCACAUUGAUUGUAAAACUAUUUUUAAUGGAAUCUAAAACUUAACCCCAAGAAAUUUAAUAGAAACUAAGUUUAGUGGUAAUUCAAACGGAAAAUUAAAAACGAAAAAGUUGAAGCAUGAGAACCAAAGUGGCUUUAGGUGUGGCUUUGCUUUUAAUCGAAUUUUCAAACAUCACAUUGUCUUUUAAUAUGAGUUUGAGUUCUGAUAACGAUACGACUAUUGAAUACAUAACUAGUUUCUUAAAUAUAUCGAAUUACACAACAACAGAAAGUACAGAAAUAUCUUUUACUCAAAGCUCAUCAACAGUACCAACAACAAGCAGUGUUGAACCUCUCAUAGAAUUUCAGUUGCCGGAAAAUUGUUCAUCUUAUAAGCUAUUAAAAGACCAGCCAAAAGCAACUCAGUCAUCGUCAAUUAAGAAAUGUUGUCCUCUACAUCAGAACUAUAAGUAUGAUUAUGGGAAGAGAUCGUGUGCUAACAGCACAUCGCCAUUUAAACUGAAUGCCAUUCAAGCAAAAUUCUAUGAAAAUUGCAUUGAAGACGAGGAAGUUAAUGUCACCAUCAGUAUAGUGAUUGAAAAUAAUUGCAAGAAUGGACUAAUUUACAAUGAAAACUACAAUGACAUUCUUUAUGUCAUCCAAAAUGGAUCUCUUUUAAGAAUCGAUGACGACUAUGAAUCAUUCGAUAUCUAUGACCAUUACUGUUUAGAAUUCGACGAAGACGAAGGCGUGUUAACCGCAAUUGUUUGCGAAUUUGAUGAUUUGCUGCUCAAGGUUGGACGAGCGCAAGCAUUAAUUUUCGCAACGUGCAUGUUUAUUUCCGUGCCAUGCCUUCUGAUAACAGCCGCGCUUUACCUUAUAGUUCCCGAGUUAAGGGAUUUACAUGGAAAAUCAUUGGCUUGUCACAGUAUUUCACUUAGUUCUGGUUUCUUCCUCCUUGCCUUCACUCAGUUCAGAGACAUGAAUACAUUUGAGGGACAUUCAUAUAACUUUUCAGGUUACUUUAUUCAAUUUUGCAUCAUUGCUUGCUUCUUCUGGCUAACAGUAAUGUGGAUUGACAUUUGUAUACAUGCUUGGUAUUACUUGCCGCGAGGAAUAAAGCAAACGCCAAAGGAUGACAAUGUUCAUUUGAUGUAUUACGCUUUAUUUGCGUUCGGUGUUCCUUUAAUUCUCGUGAUUUUAACCUAUAAAAAUAAACUAAGCGGCCUACCAUCGUAUUAUAUCAAAGGAACGACCAAAGUUGCACGUACAUCACAAACCUUCUUCAUACCACCGAUUACUGUCACUUUAAUUUUAAAUCUGUGUCUCUACGUAUUGUCUUACUUUGGCUUCCAUAAAUUACAAAAGAAAAUUAAUAUCAUGACGUUUCUCACGCUGAAACUGAAGAAAUGCGCAACGGAGAACAAAUGUUCAGCUGCCCGCAUUGCACAUAUAGAAAAGGUCGAAACGAUCAUGAAAAGCACAGCAUUUCUGACAAUCAUUAUGACAAUUAAUUGGAUUUUUGAAAUUAUUUCUUUCUACAAUGAGACGUCAUCCACUCUAUUUGACAUCAUUAAUGCCUUGCAAGGCGUGUUGAUCUUUUUAAUGUUUGUGUGUUUGCCGCGUCCAUUAAAGUUGAUUGGACAAUGGUGGAAUGACAGAGGAUCUUUUCAAGUACUUGAUAACAACUUUGAGAAGCAGACAUCCGACGAUAUUCAAAUGACAACUUUAUGCAAGCAAUAACAAUGACAGAAAAAAAUAAAACAAGUAAUAUAUGAGGAUGCACGGAUAUGAGGACGUAGAAGACACAAAAUUGAAUAAAGUCAUGAGAUGAAGAAGAAGAAGAAGAAGAGAUGGAAAAAUUAUGCAAAAUUAAAAUGAAGAGCUUUGUUAGUACAAUUACCUUGAUUUGUAAGCUAUGACUUGCUUUAUUUAUACAAACACAGUCUUCUUUACUACAAUUAACAAUUAAUAAAGACCUCUCAUAGCUUUCUUAUUAGUAUUAUCAAUUAAACAA